Vollenhovia emeryi is the source of this 3032-nucleotide messenger RNA. RefSeq names its product GTP-binding protein Di-Ras2. Gene Ontology annotation, molecular function: GTP binding; GDP binding; GTPase activity. Gene Ontology annotation, biological process: signal transduction. The record is from RefSeq and is a predicted model, not a curated record. The transcript is spliced from 3 exons. Bases 80 to 670 code for a protein of 196 amino acids. Gene Ontology annotation, cellular component: plasma membrane. Lineage: Eukaryota; Metazoa; Arthropoda; Insecta; Hymenoptera; Formicidae.
AUCUCAGCCCCCGCGUCGUCUCUCUCCACGCGGACCCCGAGCGCCGGGGGUUUACGUCGCCGGGACGGCAGAUGUCAGGAUGCCGGAGCAGAGCAACGACUAUCGCGUGGUCGUGUUCGGGGCGGGCGGCGUCGGCAAGAGUUCCCUCGUGCUGCGCUUCGUGAAGGGGUCCUUCCGCGAGUCCUACAUACCGACCAUCGAGGACACCUACAGACAGGUGAUAAGUUGCGACAAAAACAUAUGCACACUUCAAAUUACGGAUACAACGGGGUCCCAUCAGUUUCCCGCUAUGCAGCGGCUCUCCAUAAGCAAAGGUCACGCCUUCAUCUUGGUGUACUCGGUGUGCUCACGGCAAAGCCUCGAGGAGCUACGACCGAUCUGGGCCGUGAUAAGGGAGCUCAAGGGCCAAGAUAUCUCGCAGAUACCCAUUAUGUUGGUCGGGAACAAGUGCGACGAGAGCCCGUCGGUGCGUGAGGUGUCGAUGAGCGAGGGCGCGGCCGAAGCGGCCAACUGGGGCUGCGGCUUCCUGGAGACCUCGGCCAAGACGAAUCACAACGUGGACGCCCUGUUCCGGGACCUGCUCACCCUCGAGAAGAACCGCUCGGUCUCGUUACAGCCGGUGCAGAGCAACAACGCGAUAAGACUCAAGGAGAAGUGUGCCGUUAUGUAAAAAAAAAAAAAAGAAAGAAAAAUUCGCCAUUUGCUCCGAUCCGCAUCGCGUUACGUCGCGACCCGACGACGAGGCCCGCGCCUCCCCGGGUCCCGCCGUCCUCCGAGACGCGCGGCCUCGCCGCCAACCGCCGAAUGGUAUCCUACGCAAGCCGGUUUCGCCAGCGACGGACGACUUGUUCGCGACUCGAAUCCCUCGGCGGCUCCCGUCUCCCGUUUCGAGAUCCGUCGAGAGGUUUACGGCGCGUCGUACUUCGUCUCGCACGCGGGCCUAGUGAAUGUCUCCGCGAGAUUUGGCAUUUUCAAGAUAAUUUUUUAAGGGAUCCUGAGAGAACGUUUUAGAACUUUUCAAUUCUCGAUAACCGGGUCAACCUCGCGCGACCCGAGGAAGGCAGGAGGCGCUUUGCUUUUUUUUCUCUCUCCCUCUGUCGACGAACGCGAAGGAGUUACUCGAAUUCGUGCGUGCGUUGCUCGUCGGCGGUGAAGCCCUUUUUUGUUUCAAUUUGAGUUACGACACUUUAUACACAAUAGACCGCUCGACCGCGUAUAAUUUCUCCGUGCUCGACGAUGGCGAAUUACUCGAGCCCCCGCUCUUGUUUUUCUUGACUCCGUCAUGGAAUCGUCCGCGGUAAUCUCGAUCUGCGACGAGGGUCGGCAAAAGCAACGAUAACCAAGUCUUACCACUGAGAACAGUCGCGCGUUUCUCAGCCGCUGAUACCGCAAGUCUGACGAUAACGAUCUCAGCAACGUUGUAAACUUAUCGUAACAUAUCACGAGAUACAUGAUAUCGAAGUGUCUGAUUUUUUCAUUUCGGGAGGAUUAAUUUUUAUAGGAAAGGGUUUCUUCCGCGUCACAAAGAUCCGGUCGCUCGUGACAAGCGCGUACUUUUUCAAACAUUUUUCCCAUAAAUAUAGUUUCGUAUAUUAAUCGUAACGUAAAUGAAUGAUAAUAACGAUAGCGAUAUAAAAGUCGUAAUUAGUUGUAAUUAAUUCCUCGGGGUGUAGCGGGACAAAAAGCCGAGUUAUCGCGAUUGUUGCAAUCGCUUCUUGUCGCAAUUAACUCCAAGCUCUCCGUCUAACAAUAGCGGACAAUUAAUAACUUCUACAAAAUCUCUUGUUCGCAGCGCCGAAAAGACCCCGAUGAUUUACCGUCGUGUGAAACGAUUACAAAAUUAAUAUCGAGCUUAGUCGGGCGAUUAUCGGGAUAAUCGUUCUCGCGGAACCGUUGCUCCCUUGUCGGUUUCCGCUGGAGCGUCGCCCAAGAUCGUUCCUUUUGCACGCGGAUAAACAACGAAUUGUCGUGGAAGAUCGAGCGCGCUUUGUCCGCUCGCAAUCGAGACGGUCCGCGUCGAAGGGCAGCCGUAGAAGCGGCCCCCUUUUUUCCCCGCGUAGGUCGAUUUGCUGAAUCCCGUGAAAAAAAAGACGUGUACCAAUUUUGUAUCAAAUGUGGAGAACAAAAAGUUGAAAAUUCACGGGGGAUCGGGCGGACGUUAGAAAAAUGCGAAUUCCGGGAAGUAACGAACGUUGAAAAGAGAUUCAGCGAAAUGUAGCCCGAGCGCGAAAAUCGUUAAGAGUGAAUUAUCGCCGAGCCCGUGUCUGGAUCCCGGUAAAAUAUAUGCUGAGAAAUAUGAACCCGAAUGGCGAGGGCUUUAAAAGGGAUCUACUCUACGCGGGGGGGGGCCGUACGGCGCGGCCUUUUUUCGCGGACCGCCUCAAUUUAGCUAACGUGCCGAAUCGAUAAUAGCCCUUCCAUGAAAAUUCCGCAAUGCUCCGCAAUCGGAGACUACCGCACGACGACUAGGGACCGGUGUAAUGCGCGCGCGUGAAAGUUUUUCGUGAGGAUGACAGCAGAGAGAAAGAAAGACCAAAUGUGAGAGAAAGCGAGGGCGAGAGAAAGCUGAAGAAAGAGUGAAAGUGCGUGUGCGAACGACGAAUAACAAGUAGAUAAGAGUUGUUACGAGAUUGGUUUUUGUUGAAUAGUUGUAAGAAUUUUGUAAUGACUAUGCUAGCUAAUUAGAAUUACAAACGGGCAGCAAGACAUGACACAGGUCCGCGUACAGCACACACGUACACACGUGUAUACGCAGAGAAACCCGCGAGUCGUAUUAAUUUGUAUCAUUGAACGUGCAAAUUUAUACAGAAACACGCGCGCACACACACACACACACACACACACACAUAUACGUAGGCACAGAUUUGUUGACAGGCGCGAGAGAUUACGAGAUAAUUGUAACUGUGACAUGUGAUUGCACACCAUAUCGACGCAGUGUUUCUCAUGUCUUCUCCAAGGGAAAAGGCUCGACCCGAGGCGUUCUUCGGCGUUCUCACUUAGGGGAACCUCUAACGAGACAAUUAGCGGAACAG